UUUCGGUUUUCUGGAUUUUCUCUUUCUGGGUGUCGGCUGGUGGCCCUCUGUUGCCUAUUUAUUGAGCGAGAGACUGAUCAUCAUAGAUCUACAGAGAUAUGGAAUGGUCAGAAUUUUGAACCACUAACUUGCAGGAGGUGCGAUGGCCACUUUUGGCGAUUGGGUACCUUGGACCCUCGAGUGCAGGAAAUGAUGUUGAAAGCAGGUUUUUAUGGGGUGUAUAAGGCUGGUCGCAUGCGGCUGGAUCAUGCUUUAAUCACAGCUUUGGUUGAGAGAUGGCGCCCUGAGACACAUACUUUCCAUUUGCCAGUUGGUGAGACCACUGUUACACUUCAGGACAUUUCCGUAUUGUGGGGUCUCCCUGUAGAUGGUGAGCCUAUUACAGGUGUUGAUACCAACCGGUCAAUGGAUGAAUGGCAAGACAUAUGCAAUGAGCUAUUGGGAUUCAGACCCCCACCUGAAGAUUUUGAUCGUGGCCGCCUCAAGAUCCGAUGCUUACAGGAGAGGUUCAAAACCUUGCCAGAUGGUGCAUCGGAGUGUACUGUGCAAUUCUAUGCCCGAGCAUACAUUUUGCAGUUGCUUGGGGGACAGCUAUUGUCAGAUAUGUCUAAUAAUAAGGUGAAGUUGAUGUACUUGCCCCUGCUCAGAGAUUUUGAGGUGGCUGGCAAGCUAAGCUGGGGUGGAGCUGUCCUUUCUUGCUUGUACCGUGCAUUGUGCCGUGCAACCAAACCCGAGACAUCAGAUAUAUGUGGGCCAUUGGUACUUUUGCAGAUCUGGGCGUGGGAGAGACUGCCUUUCAUCCGUCCUGGGAGAUUGGCACCCCGACAGCAGCCACCUCCUGAUGUAGUUGCUGGAGAUCACCCUUUGCCUUCUGCCCCCUAUGGUUCCAGGUGGAAUGUUGGUUUCAAGCUGGAGACCGUGGGAACGCAUGUCCUAGUCUUAUAUAGGGACCAGCUAGAUAAUAUGAAGGACGACCAGUUUAUAUGGGACCCAUAUCCUCCUGAUGUCUUGGCCAGCCUCCCAGCAUAUUGUUUAUCAGGAAGACAAAUUUGGCAGACAGUGGCUCCUCUCAUCUGCUUUGAUGUUGUGGAGUUCCACCACCCUGACCGUGUUCUACGUCAAUUUGGUCAACAUCAAUCCAUCCCUGCAGUUUGUGACACUAUCCCCGACAUUCAUUUAACAGAUCGUCGUGGAAGACAGAAUUAUGAUUGGGCCCAUCAUCACAGGCAAUUUGUUGAUAUGUGGGCAGACCGCCGUGCCCGAGUUAUAUGUGGACCUCCUAUUGAUGGUCCAAUGGAUCAGAGUGAUCCAUACAUGAUGUGGUACAGAAGAAUUACUCGUUUAUUAAUUGGUAACCCAGCUACUCAUCCGAAUACUGGAUACAAGGGAGUCGGAGGUGCGAUGGAGGCAAUGUGUAUCCAGGCCCAGAGCUUACAAAAAAUAUAUCACCGUGCCACUGAUGCUAUUCAUGAAGGUUAUGAGGUCUCUGGGGAAGAUGUCCUUAGAGAGAUCCAAGAAAUAUGUGCAUAUUCUCUCAGGGCAGCUCACGAGGACCACCGUCUGACUGUGUGUCCUGAUAUGGGUGCAGCGUCUCCGACGACAGCCUCAUUUGUUCCCCCUAAGGUUCAAAGAGGUCGACCAAGAAAGAGGGGCGCACUUACUUGUGCGCGAGCUACUGAGAGCCGAAGAAGAGGUUCAUAUGUUCCUGGGAUGCUUUCCACCUCAUCAGAACUGUCUCAUUCUCUUAAGCCAUCAAAUCUUUUUCAAGGAAAUGUUAGUGAAGUGCCAGGUACACCAGGAACAUGGGAUUCUGCAUUGAGUGCCCCCGAGUUCCAGGAGGAUACAUCAGAUCCAAACACAACUCAGUUGGAUCCUGAAGCUACAGAAACUACAAACCCGAUGGUGCAGGCCCUUGAGAAGAUUCGAGAUAUAUGCGCAUUUGCUUUGGGAAUGAGUAAUCAAAACCAGGCCAUGCUAUCAACACGUGAUAUAAUCUCAGAUGGUCCUAAGAUGAAGCACUGCAAGCCAAGAAGGAGAGGUGGAAUGAGUGGGUACUUGGUAGGUGUCAAUUCGUACUUCCCGAGUACCUCUAGUGCAUUUUCACCAACACCGUCUACCUCAUUGGGACCUAAUGGUUCUCCUUUGCAGCUGCAUGAUAGCCCUGAAAGGGAUGUCGAGCCUUUGGUUACACCAAUGUCAAGAGAUCCUCUGCUGCCAGAGUUACAUGACAACUUACAGUUGGAAAUGAUAGAAAUAGAUACCAUUACUGGAAGCAGAGAAGCUUCGCCAUCUCCUGUCAAUCCAUCUAUGCUAAAUCUACCUUGUGAUCCCCCAGGCAAUCAGGAUUCCACCCUAACGUUGACAGAUGUGAAAACCACUUUCUCACCAGAGGAUAAUACAAAAAUCCAAACUGGUUCCGCAGCAGAUGACAGACAACCCGUCAUUGGGCAAGAGUACGAAGGAAUUGCUAAUGAAGCCUUGCCACCGGGGUCUGAACCUCCUAUAUUGAAACCAUGUUCACAGAACUCAGAACGACCACAUCAUGGUGCUACAAGGUUUAAUGGGACUCAUUUUCCUCAUGAAGAUGAUCCCAAUGCCUCUGGAGUUCCCACGCCUCAAGGUGAAGUGUCAACUUUACGCCAUGAACCUAUUGAGGAGGCGAUGGAUGUAAAUGGAGUGGACACCAACUCCACUCCUGGACCUUCUGUAUAUGAGCCCCAAGAGGCUGAGAAUCUGACACCAUCGGACUGGACGAGCCAUGGAAUGGAAGACAUAAAACCCUACGCUCAUCUUGCUGAAAAGAGUAUCCCGGAGCCAUCACCAGCGUGUGAAGAUGGCUGUGGUGAAACAAUGAAGGUUGAUGGGGUAGAUGGUGAUGUUUUAGAAGGUAGCCAAGGCAAGAGGAAAGGGCCGGCUACAGAUAAAGCGGACACUGCUUCCUCUGGUCCGACUGUGAGUUCACCCGUUCCAGAUAAUUCUCAUGAUUAUGGAAAAUCUUCAUUUAAGUCGUCACCGGAGGUUACAGAGACCGAUUCUGUAGCAACCAAAGACAAUGUGCAGAGGAAGUACAAAAGACAGAGGCGUUCUGCUCCGAAACAGAGGUAGACAUAUCCUUGCAUGUGCCAUACGGCUAUGGAAAAUUGGAAAUAGACUUGCUAUUUGAAGACCGCUGCGUGCAACUUUAUUCAGUCUGCUUCUUCAAUAUCGGUGUUAGAGUCGUUGCUAUUGAACCUUUUUUUUGUUUGCAAGAUUAGUUUGCUUCUCAUUCCUGAAUCAUGUUUUUCUGACAGUGGCUGCAUGUCGUAGAAGUUGAUCUACUUUCAUUUUCAAUGUAUAUUCUUGGAAAAUUUUGGAUGGAUGUAUAAUAUAUUAAUAAUCCUCUCUUCGGGAUAAUAUAUAAUUUAACAUAAAAGCAUCAA
Messenger RNA from Salvia miltiorrhiza (redroot sage), 3419 nucleotides. RefSeq lists its product as uncharacterized. The transcript is spliced from 8 exons. The coding region runs from base 190 to 3105 and encodes 971 amino acids. NCBI's taxonomy places the organism in Eukaryota, Viridiplantae, Streptophyta, Magnoliopsida, Lamiales, Lamiaceae. The record is from RefSeq and is a predicted model, not a curated record. Gene Ontology annotation, biological process: meristem development; meristem maintenance.